Molecule: messenger RNA, 9194 nt
Organism: Oncorhynchus nerka (sockeye salmon)
Lineage: Eukaryota; Metazoa; Chordata; Actinopteri; Salmoniformes; Salmonidae
Product: E3 ubiquitin-protein ligase Siah2
Exons: 2
Coding region: 243-1208 (321 amino acids)
Biological process (GO): proteasome-mediated ubiquitin-dependent protein catabolic process; multicellular organism development
Cellular component (GO): cytoplasm
Molecular function (GO): ubiquitin conjugating enzyme binding; zinc ion binding; ubiquitin protein ligase activity
Source: RefSeq, a predicted model, not a curated record
CAGAAGAGGUGCACGUUAUAUAACCGCCCAGGCUCACUUUCUAAUUGGCGUAGAAGCUGUCAGUCCAAACCAUGCUCUCCAAUGGACUACUUGCUUUCUGUCAAACACAGGCCGCCAUGUUCUGUUCCCGGGGGCUUGUAGAUUUCUUGGAGCGGAGUCUGCCACGCCGAGGAGUGCGUAAAACAGUGUUCUGGGCUUCAAACUUCGCGCUGGGUUUAUCCUAAAGAACUGAACUAAUCGCUAUGAGCCACCCGUCCUCUGCGGGCGGCGGGGGCGGAGGACUUGGUGCCGGGAAAGCAGGAGGAGGAAAGCACGGAGGUUCGGGAGGAGCUGCGGCCGCCGCAGCUGCAGUCGCCGCCGCGGCCGCCGGAGUAGGAGCUGUGGCCGGGUCUGUCUCGGCUCUACCUGCGGCUGUUGUUUCCUUGCCCUCAGCAGCACUACCUGGACAAUCUGCUGAACUUACAGCCUUGUUUGAGUGCCCGGUUUGUUUUGACUACGUUCUGCCACCGAUUCUGCAAUGCCAGGCCGGACAUCUAGUUUGCAACCAAUGUCGUCAAAAGCUGAGUUGUUGUCCAACUUGUCGAGGCCCUCUUACCCCGAGUAUCAGGAACUUGGCUAUGGAAAAAGUUGCCUCUACUCUACCGUUUCCUUGUAAGUACGCAUCAGCCGGCUGCCUGUUGUCCCUCCACCACAGUGAGAAGCCUGAACACGAGGAAGUGUGUGAGUUCCGUCCCUACACCUGCCCGUGCCCCGGAGCUUCCUGUAAGUGGCAGGGCUCCCUGGAGGCUGUCAUGCCCCACCUGAUGCAUGCCCACAAGUCCAUCACCACCCUGCAGGGAGAGGACAUCGUCUUCCUGGCCACAGACAUCAACCUGCCGGGGGCUGUGGACUGGGUCAUGAUGCAGUCCUGCUUCGGCCACCACUUUAUGCUGGUCCUGGAGAAGCAGGAGAAGUACGAGGGCCACCAGCAGUUCUUUGCCGUGGUGCUGCUCAUCGGAACGAGGAAGCAGGCCGAGAACUUCGCCUACCGCCUGGAGCUCAACGGGAACCGGCGGCGCCUCACCUGGGAGGCCACGCCCCGCUCCAUCCACGACGGCGUGGCGGCCGCCAUCAUGAACAGCGACUGUCUGGUGUUUGACACGUCCAUUGCUCACCUGUUUGCUGACAACGGCAACCUGGGGAUCAACGUCACCAUCUCUAUGUGCUGAGCUGCUCACAUGUGGAAACACACACACCCGUGCGUAGAAGUUACACACCUCUCGUUCUCAGACUUACACACAAACCAGUAUACAGUUACUGACUGCUGUGUGAUGCAGUAGAGUGUGUGUGUGUGUGUGUGAGAGGACGGGUAGGAGAUCGAGAGGAUAUAUGUGUGUGUGUGUUGCUGCUUGAGCCUUGUUGGCUCCCCAUAAUGCUUGAAUGGAGACUGGCCUGUAGCGUAGUUUCAAGGUGUGUGCCUGUUCUCGCAUUGUGUGUGCUGGAGACAGUGUACAGUAGCUUACAUGUGGUGGGCUUGUAAUGAUUGAUUCCCUACCUGUGCCCAGGUGAGUUUGCCUUGCUCCCAGGACCCCACAUCCCUCUUCAACUGCUCCCACCCCGCUCACCCCCACCACCUCUUCUGCCCAGCCAACCGGUGCCAGGCAAGGAGGGCACUGCCCAGGGUAAGAAGAGGCGGUCCGUCAAUCUGCUUCCACCCGGCAGAUUCAGAGAAGCUCCACUUCAACAGCCAGUGGCCCCUGCAGAUGCAGCUUUCUAAUCCUCACAGCGAAUCAAGUUUCAGUAAAUUGGACAGUGGACAAAUCGGGGCUUCAGAGACGCAUGUGGGCAGAGUCGGGGCCUGAUGGUGACCAAUGCGCUGCCUCCCAGUCUGGGUUAGUGUGAGCUGAGGGGUUGCUCAUGCUCUGCUAAAGGAUUACACAGACUACGAACCAACUCCUUACUGUUCAAAACAGUAAGCUGCAAAACGCAACCAUUUCCAUAAGUAUGUCAUGGUUAUUAAAACAAGCCUAUGUUAUGCCCAGAGUGUCUAUGAAAUGAAGAUGACACUGUAACUGAGAAGUUGUGUGUAUAAUAUACACUGAGUGUAUGAAACAUUAGGAACACCUUCCUAGUAUUGAGUUGCACUCCCUUUUGCUCUCAGAACAGUCUCAAUUCGUCUGGGUAUGGACUCUACAAGGUGUCGAAUGUGUUCCACAGGGAUGCUGGCCCAUGUUGACUCCAAUGCUUCCCACAGUUGUCAAGUUGGCUGGAUGUCCUUUGGGUGGUGGACCAUUCUUGAUGCACAUGGGAAACUGUAAGCAUGAAAACCUCAGCAGUGUUGCAGUUCUUGACACACUCAGACCGGUGCGCCUGGCACCUACUACCAUACCCCGUUCAAAGACACUUAAAUAUUUUGUCUUGCCCAUUCAUCCUCGGAAUGGCAUACAUACACAAUCCUUAUCUCAAUUGUCUCAAGACUUAAAAAUAUUUCGCUAACCCAUCUCCUCCCCUUCAUCUACACUGAUUUGAAAUGGAUUUAACAGGUAACAUCAAUAAUGGAUCAUAGAUUUCACCUGGUCAGUCUGUCAUGGAAAGAGCAGAUGUUCCUAAUGUUUUGUACAUUCAGGCGAUUGAUCCUGAGAUUGUAAGCAUAUCUGUCCAGCAUGUAGAAUAAAGUAAGAUUAGAUUUUUGGUCAUCAUAACGUUUCAUAAAGGUUUCGUAAUGCCUUCGUAAUGAUGGUAUGAAACCUGUCGUAAACCCUAGUGCCUAGUUAUUCACAUGGAUUCUGUAUGACAAUACAAACAACAAAUGUAAAACAAACUUAAGUUGAAUACUUACAUUCUCAAACAACAAACGCAUGUUACUUCUCCAAAGUCACAAGUUCUGUUGUUUAUACCCUGACUGAUCGAAGGUUAGCUUGUUUGCUAACAAUGAAGUCCCACGCCUUUUUGUAUGGUCAUUUUUCAUUUAAAUCCCUGAAUGAAAGACUGGACCUUGCGACUAUCAGAUUCUAUCUUACAUUUUGGUCCAAAAUGAGUUGUUCAGAUAGUUGGUCUUUUGGUGGUCCUUUACAUGUGAGAGAGGUCCGGUUUGUAAUGGAAAGAAAAAUAAUACAUUGUAAGUUCUAUUUGCGCAAACACCUUUUUAACUUUAAGGUUCUAUCUGCAAUCCAUUCACAAUGCUAGGUUGUCAAUCAAAAAUAAUUGCAUGUAAGGUGAUAUACUUAUUGAGUCAUAAAAGAGUAAGACAUCGCAAAACAGUUCUGAGAUCUGGGACUUGAAAAUUACUCCAUCUAAAAACGAUAGAUUUUGCAGAUAGAACCUUAUAGUCCUUAUGGUCCUCUUUUUCAAUUCCAAAUUUUUUUUCACCACUUUUUCAGAACAAUGGCCAUAAUGUAAGGUAAAAACUAAUAAAUACAGGUGCAUUAGAGCAUAUUUUAGGCACUUAGGAGAGGCAUUACUGUUUUUGUCUUGUUCUAUAUCAAUACGAAAACCUCCAUGGAGGUUAUUUCACUGAAAUUAUAAAUUUACCAGAUUUUAUCGAUUUAAUAGCAAGUAGUUUACUGACCUUGUGUCAGAGACCAGAACAGUAUCAGUAUCCAUAGCGAAGCUUUAACAAUGUUACUAGUUCUCCGUAGGAUAUAGUGUAUUUGCCAUUUUGGGGAACUUUUGCUUUAACAAAUGUGAUGAAUGUUAAUUAAGAAAUAAUAAUUCACUACAAAACAGUUCUGAGAUGUGUGGACUUUUAUGCUCAAUAUCUCAGAACUGCUUUGCGCAGAUAGUCCCAAGGUCUCGAGGUGUCAUGCUAUUUAAAAUAUGACAUUAUGUUCACUUCAUGACAAGUCAAGUCACAUUUUAUUGUGUGUGUUUGUGAAUACUUCAAUGUUUGCUUUGAAGAUGAGGUUAUUGUCAAGGUUUAAAGCACUGAGAAGGUUCUGGAGCAAGUCCCACAGUACCACCACGGUUGGGAUUAUUUAUGCUGUGUUUUUCUCUGCAUACACUCCUUACCAACAGAGAACAGUAGGGAGGAGGCACGCAUUUGUAAAUACACACAUUUUCUUAUUUGUUCCUAUGUGUAACAAUUCUCUUAAUCGUUGAACCUGGUUUACCUUCAAUUAUUUUAUGCUCUGAUAUACUGUAAUAUGGGGGUAGUUUUCCUCUUGUCAGUCAACCCACCACAGCCUUACUUUUGUACACAUCCUAACUAGUAUGCCCUGCGUUGGGAGGGCAUCUCUGAGGACUGACUCAGACCAACCCUUAGUGUCUUGAACAGACUCUCGGUUUGAGUGGACUUCGGGGCAAAAAUGGGCAUCCCAUAGUAGUGUAGCCAUGUACCUUCGCCCUCACCUGGCAUCAUAGUAACCGAGCAAGUACCCACCUUUCCAUGAAAUACCUCUGACGUCGACCACGGAUAUGUCUGUAAUCCAACAGUCCUCUCCUGCUCGCUCUCCUGAUGUCCUGCAUGGGGGGAGGGAUCCCCACUACUUGCCCACAAACCCCUGCAGUAUACCCAGAAACAUCCUCUGCUCCACUGCUCUCGUCUUUCUUAUAAACAUUUGAAAUAUGUAAAUGUUGGAUGACCAUAUUUUCUAAAAGAUAGUAUGAGGAUAUCCUGUUAAUUUGAGUGCUAUUUAUGUGUUCACGGUUACUCCAACUGCUGUACAGAGGUUUUGAGGUUAUUUUGAGCUGUUGUAACUACCUGGCAUUCUGCUCUGGUGGUCAGUGUCCCUGCUUUACCCACUGCCUGGAUUUCUGCCAACAGUCCUUUGGGCAGCACAGCUCUGCAGUCACUAUGGUUUAUCUGGAAUGUCAGCAAAAAAUGCUAACUGUGACGGUCAUAUUUUCCUAAGAUGGACUUUAAGCCUUUAAUACUGCGUCAGUUAUCAUGAGUCAUCGAGAACUGCAGUCCUUUCAUUUAAUCAGGGAGUCCUACUGAGACCAAUGUCUCAUUCACAGAUCAGUUCUGAAUUACAGAAAAUAAACACAUCAAUACAACAUGCAAGCAGAAAUUAAAAACAUGGUCAUAAAAAAACAAACACAUGAAUAAUAAUAGUGAUGAUAGUAAUGAUGAUCUGUUUGGCAUUGCAUUCAUGUAUUGUUAAUGGGGCAAUAGGAGAUCAAAUCAGUGAAAACUAAGGCAGAGACACUGUCCACCAAAUGAGAUUUCAGGAUUUCAUGGCACAUUUGUUUCCACUUUGCAAAUUGAAAACACCUUUAGGUCUACAUCACCAUUACCUGACAGAAACAUCUGUCAACAUUCAUAAGCAUUCUAUCAUCUAACUUAAAGUAACUGUCCAGGGAAAAGCUCACUUUUAAAAGCUCAUCUGUUCACUCAUAGCCAAAUAAUGUUGUUGACUCGUCCUACACUUGUAAUUGUGGCCAAAGCAUACAUUUGAGGGGGAAAAAACACUUCAAAAACAUAUAUCUGAAACAGACUGCUUAAAAAAUGCUUGCUAUUUCAUCAUAGAGGAGGACGUCAGGUUUUUGGCCGAGACGUCUCAUUGGCUGAGCUGGCCAAUCAGCGGUUUACUUGUCAUGAAUACUUUUAUUGACCGGUAAUACCCCCACAUCAUUCAAACACAGAGAAUCUGAUUGUUAACAUAGUUUCCCUUCCAAAAUGUGGACAUUAUUUAAUUAAUAUUGUAAUUAAUUAUAGAUCAUAGAAAUAUUUUAUAGAAAUCAGGAAACACUGGACAGCUACUUUAAACAUACGAUGGUAGUUAGAAAUAUAGAAAUCCUUUGCAGGUACUGUCAUAUGAACGCCAAGUCUUAGAAAUGCUAAUGAAUACCUAGGCUGUCAUUACAGUGGGUAUCAUAAAUAUUCAUCCCCCUUGGAUGUAUUUACAAAGUGGGAUUGAAAUGGAUGUAAUUGUGAUUUUUUUUGUCAUUAUACUACAUCAAAUACUCAAUGUCAAAUGAAAAUAAUUCUACAAAUGAAUAAACAUUUUAUAACUCAAAUAUAGUCGUUGCAUAAGUAUUCACCCCCUAAAUUUAGUUCAGGAGUAAAAUUUUGGCUUAACAAAUUACAAAAAUUACAUGGACUCACUCUGUGUGAAAUAAUAGAUUUGAUUUUUUUUUUAAUGGCUACACCUUCCUCUGUCCUCCAAAUGACAUCUGAAUGGUCCCUCAGUCAAGUAUUUAAUUUCAAGCACAGAUUCAAUUACAAAGACCAGGGAGCCACAUAAAAAGCCUCAAAAAGAAGGGCAGUGAUUGGUAGAUGAGUAACAAAUCAGCCAUUGAAUAUCUCUUUAAGCCUGGCCAAAUUAAUAAUUAUGCUGUGGAUGAUGUAUUAAACCACCCAGACACAACAGUUGUCGUUCUGAACUGAGCUGGAGGACAGGAAGGAAACUGCUCAGGGAUGUCACCAUGAGGCCAUUGGUGAUUUUAAAACUGCUACAGAGAUAAAUGGCUGUGAUGGGAGAAAGCAACUAAGGAUGGAUCAACAACAUUCUAGUUACUCCACAAUAAUGACCUAAAUGACAGAGUGAAAAGAAGUCUAUAAAUAUACAGAAUAUUCCAAAACAUGCAUCCUGUGUGCAACAAAGCACUAAAGUUAUACUGCGAGAAAACACGGCGAAUACACUUUUUGGUCUAGUUGCAAAGCCUUAUGUUUGGGGCAAAUCCAACACAACACAUCACUGAGUAACUGCCUCCUUAUUUUCAAGCAUGGCAGCAUCAUGGUACUGUAUGGGUAAGCUUGACAUUGGCACAAACUGGAAAUUUUCAGGAUAAACCCUAGAGGAAAACAGCCUUCAGUUUGCUUUCCACAAGACAUUGGGAGACAAAUGCACCUUUCAGCAGGGUAAUAAACUACAACACAAAGCCAAAUCUAUACUGAAGUUGCUUACCAAGAAGACCGUUAUAUAAUGUUCCUGAGUGACCAAGUGAAAGUUUGGACUUAAAUCUGCUUGACAAUAUAUGGCAAGAUUUCAAAAUGGCUUUGUAGCCAUGACCCCCAACACCUUGACAGAGCUUGACACAUUUUAAAAAGAGUAAUGGGCAAAUAUUGCACAAUCCAAGUGUGAAGCGCUCUUCGAGACUAACCCAAGAAGACUCACAGCUGUAAUCGCUGCCCAAAAAGUGUUUCUAGCAUGUAUUGACCCGGGGUGAAUACUUCUCUAAUUAAGGUACUGUAUAUUCUUUUUCAUUACAUUUUAAGAAAUGUAAAAAGUAAAAAUCUCACUUGUGCAUUUCAGAGUAUGUUGUGUAGAUUGUUGACAAAAAAUGACAAAUCCAUUUGAAUCCCACUAAAGCAAUACAAUGUGAAGACAUCCAAGGUGGUGGAAUACUUAUGAUAUCAACUGUACACUGAGUGUACAAUAUUCCUAAUGAGUUGGACCCCCUUUUGCCCUCAGAACAGACUCAAUUGGUUGGUGUUAGGACUCAAUAAGUUCCACAGGGAUACUGGCCCAUGUUGACUCUAAUGCUUCCCACAGUUGUGUCAAAUUGGCUGGAUGUCCUUUGGGUGGUGGACCAUUAUUUAUGCACGCAGGAAAUUGUUGAGCGUGAAAAACACAGCAGCGUUGACACACUCAAACCAGUGCACCUGGCACCUACUACCAUACCUCAUUCAGAGGCAUUUUCAUCCACCUGUCAAUCCAUUAUAAUCAUUCUACAACCCUGAAAAGUACACACGUUCUUGACAUACCUCAGGGAAAUACAACCCAAGUGUUUUAGAUAGAGUACAUUCACAGUAAACAUGAUGUCAAAGACAUAUUUUGUACAGCAGGCCCAAUACUUCUCUCUUCCCUAGUCUUGCCAGAUCCUGUGAGGUUUCUAUAACAGAUAUAUGGGUGCAAUUUCUUAUUUGUGAUAGAUACUCUUGACAACUUCUUUUCAACUCUGGAUGGACUGCAUCAUUUGUGUCAGAUUGUGGUUUGAGAUGUGAUCAUUACAGUUUAUGAUCAGAGCUUGUUUUCUGUAUUUCUUUAAGUUUGUUUUCUGUAAACAGGAAAUGAUGGGGGUUGAUAUUGUCAGUGUUGUUAAUUGUAAUGGCAAAAUAUUUGUUCUGCUUGUGUGAUGUAUUCCUAUACAGUAGGAAACCUUUGAGGCUAUAUAGUGUGGAGGAGUUUAUAAACCAAGACAGAAGGUCAAUAUUUGGGUUGUCUCCCUGAACUUUAUUAUUAUUAUCUCUCAACAGAGAAUUGGUCAAAACACAGUUAAAUAUAAUGCUUGCAUGAUAUUAAACGAUAUUGCAUCACAUAGUGCUAAAUUGCACCAACUUCCACGCUCCAAAACUCUCCUUUCAAUUGCAAUUAUGUCCCUAACUAAAAAUAUAUAAAUUUGGGACACCGCAAUGGUCUCCUCUCCUUUUCUUCCCAGCCUGGCUAAGUGUCUGCUCAUCUGGGGCCCAGGUCAAAGAAGAAAUUGACCUCUGACCUCUAGCCCAGUCUGACCAGUAAACGCAGACCUGGAAUUCAUAAAAACUGUCUAGUACAUCACCACCCAGGCAACUAACAGAUAGCAUCAACUGGACUAGAGGAUAGCAUAGUAUUGAGGAUCUAUUCAUGCAGCCAGACAACAACGGUGGUGACCAGUGAUUAAGUGUGUGGCCUGUCUGUUGCCUGGCCCCCCACUGGGAGAGUUUUGAGAGGGAGAUUAACUCAUAUCUGUCCACUGAGGACAAAAUGGUGGCUCGUCCUCAGUACCCCAGUUUGGUAUUUUCAUUGGAACCCUUGUGAUGAGAUUAAAAGAGCUGAUUACAUGUACUGUGUUUCAAUUGCCAACGAUCGACAGGCUCCUUCACACGCUUAACCGCUUGGUUGGAAUUAAAUAGUUUCUUUAAUGUCUGAUGAUCACAGGCAGAAUGUGCUUUACCUCUUUUUCCCCUUUUAUUUUUUGAUACAAAGUUAAUUUAUUCAUGGAAUAUAUUUCUGUAGCAAUGCUUUGUUCUCUCUCGCUAGGUGAUUAACUAUGUUGAUGUGGCUUUUAAACAUAAUUUAGUGUGACGGAUGAAUUACAGUUAAAAUCCUGGGCUAGUGAUACCAUGUAAAUACUCUUUGUUUGAUUAGAAUUAUUCAUUUUCUAAUUUGGUUGGUUCUUCACUGAAUUACAAGUUGUGUAAUGUUGUUUUGGACAGUCAAUGUUAUCUUUGGAGGCUAUUUCUCUAUUUCUUUUCACCCAAAAUUACCUCUAUUUUUGAAGCCAAGAGGAAGCUCCGAUCUUGCGUUGUCUUGAAAUCCAAUUACAAAAAUAAAAAUGUUAUUUAUAUGGCA